CUCGCGCCACUUUUACUUCACCCUCGUAGCAAGACCAGCUCCAGCUUCGACCAUAUUCUACCGUCAGCACCGUAGACCAACAUUUUGUCUUCUGGAGGAGGAGGCCCGGCUCGUACCUACCGCUGUCGGAGCUCUGGAAUGGAAAGGUAAAGACAGCACACAGCGAGCGGAGAGAGAGAGAGAACGAGGAAUUUGCCUGGAGCGCACAUUUCUCGUGGCCGGAAGAAAGUGCUCGGAGGUUUUUUUCUAUUCUUCGGUGAUUGCUUGCUUCUUGCGGGCGCCGAGAGAAUACUUCUUGACAGGGACGGGGUCACAUCCACAUCGAGCCGAGCCGCAUCGGGUGUCUGUCAAGCUUGGCGAAAGUGGUGGUGAGGAUUGUUUGACUGCCCCUUGCGGCGUCGCGAGUGGUGACUACGAGGCAGUCAAAAGCUGGGACACGCAGCAAUCUUUGAAUGCUGCAGGUUGUUCACCAGGAACGGGCCUGCUUCGACUGCUUGGACGUGGAAGCGACGACCUUAGGCUGCCUCUGCGUCGGGCUCGACUCGUCUCAUUCUGAUUGGAAUGUUCGGUUUUCGUGUGUAAAGAGGUGCGGGAAGAAAGCAUUUCGUGCGGGGAAUUUGCUUCUGGGCUAUCAGUGUGCGUAGUGAGCUCGUGCAGGAUACCCCGUUUCUUCCGUCGGCGGUAGUCUGUAGCGUUCGUCAAGAUGCGGAGUCCUUCAUGGCUCGUCAUUGGGGCUACAUUCCUUCUCGACAUCGUUGCGUUUGGGCUCGCUAUCGGAGCAGAGACCCAGCGGAGCAAGGCUACGAAGGAAAAUGACGGAAUUUCCUUCUACUGUCAGUAUACACAUGAUAGAGCGUCUGGCCUGGCAAUUGGAGCUCUCCUCUUCUUGCUAGUUGGUCAAGCCAUCGUCAUGGGUCUGACAAGCUGUUUCUGCUGUGGAUCUGCGACUUACAAACCAGGGAAAGCCCGAGUGUGGGCUAUCAUCUUUUUUACUUUGUCAUGGAUCUCGUUCAUCAUCGCGGAAUUGUGCUUGCUGGUGGGAGCAAGGCUGAAUACUAUAAGGACUCAUGCGAUCGUCAACUUCAGCGAUGAAACUGAUGAUCUCGAAGAUGAAUUGCAUUGCAAGCAGGUAAAGAAGAGCUUGUUCGGAGCUGGUGCAGCAUUCUCAUUUUUGACCCUUCUCUUCAGCGAGCUCUACUACGUGUUCAUCACGAAAGCUAGUGAGGGAUCUUGGCAGCAGUCAUACAACAACGGUGCUCCAACCAUCAGCAUGUCUUCUUACUCAUAGAUAUGUACCAGACGAAUGUGGAAUUCUUGGCCCAUAGGAAUUAUUACUGGCUCCUUGAUUUUGGUAUUUGAGAGCACUUCAUGUACAGCGUGAAGCACACUCGGCCUUCGAGGUCCUCCUGACUCUUCUCUCAAGGGACUGGAUAAUAGCCUCAUUUUUGGGGACUACGUCUCCGACUUCCCUGGAGCCCGAGGAACAUUAUACACUUUUGUUCAGUUGGUCUUGCAGACAACCUCGUCUUCCAGCCCGUUCACAGGACUAAACCCCUCUGCUUCUUUGGUUAGUCAAAGCUGUAGAUCUCAGCCGGUUCACUCAACACUUCCUAGUUUACCAAUUGUGUCGUGCACUGUUGAUCGAAAGCAAGAUCACCCCGGUGAUCCGCACAAACUGUCCAUGUAUCACGUCUCGACCAGGAGUAAAUGAUGGAUUGGCGAG
This is a messenger RNA of Marchantia polymorpha subsp. ruderalis, 1723 nucleotides long. The record is from the annotation of a GenBank genome assembly. NCBI's taxonomy places the organism in Eukaryota, Viridiplantae, Streptophyta, Marchantiopsida, Marchantiales, Marchantiaceae.